This is a messenger RNA of Lepisosteus oculatus (spotted gar), 4706 nucleotides long. RefSeq names its product nuclear receptor subfamily 5, group A, member 2 (gene nr5a2). Gene Ontology annotation, molecular function: RNA polymerase II cis-regulatory region sequence-specific DNA binding; zinc ion binding; nuclear receptor activity. Gene Ontology annotation, cellular component: RNA polymerase II transcription regulator complex. Gene Ontology annotation, biological process: regulation of transcription by RNA polymerase II; tissue development; hormone-mediated signaling pathway. NCBI's taxonomy places the organism in Eukaryota, Metazoa, Chordata, Actinopteri, Semionotiformes, Lepisosteidae. The record is from RefSeq and is a predicted model, not a curated record.
UCUUUCGAGCUUGGAGGUGAUAUCUGUUUUUAACCCAAACUUUCCCUGAAGUCUUUCUAGAAUCAAGGCCGGAAAAAGUUUACAAGUCACACCUUUUCACAGUCAGUUUUAUAUGAUUUUCUGUCAAGGGCAAAGCACUUCCAGCCAAUAAUGUCUUCAAGCCCUGAGCCUGGCAUGGGGCAGGAUUUCACAAGACAAGAGCUCUCUGGGUUAGGUGGCCUGUCGGACGGAGCCGAGCCCCCAGUUCCGCUUUGCAGCGCUGUCAUGCUGCCCAAAGUCGAGACGGAAUCUCUGGGACUCGCUCGAUCGCAUGGGGAACAGGGACACAUGCCAGAAAACAUGCAAGCUCCUCAGUUUAAAAUGAUGGACUACUCCUAUGAUGAAGACCUCGAUGAGCUCUGUCCUGUGUGUGGAGAUAAGGUGUCAGGGUACCACUAUGGUCUUCUUACCUGUGAGAGCUGCAAGGGUUUCUUCAAGCGCACAGUUCAGAAUAAUAAAAGGUACACAUGUAUAGAAAAUCAGAGCUGCCAGAUUGACAAAACACAGAGGAAACGGUGUCCCUACUGUCGGUUUCAAAAAUGUCUCACUGUUGGCAUGAAACUGGAAGCUGUAAGGGCAGACCGCAUGCGAGGUGGUCGCAACAAGUUUGGCCCGAUGUACAAGCGGGACAGGGCAUUGAAACAACAGAAGAAGGCCCUGAUCAGAGCCAAUGGACUUAAAAUAGAAGCCAUGACUCAGGUGAUGCAGACUGUGCCAACAGACCUGACAAUAUCUUCGGCCAUUCAGAACAUCCACUCUGCCUCCAAAGGCCUACCUCUAAGCCACACUGCCUUGCCCCCAGCAGACUAUGACCGAAGCCCCUUUGUGACAUCUCCUAUCAGCAUGACCAUGCCACCUCAUGGGAGUCUCCAGAGCUACCAGGCAUACAGUCACUUUCAGAGUCGCACCAUCAAAUCUGAGUACCCAGACCCUUACACGAGCUCUCCAGAGUCUCUCAUGGGCUACUCUUAUAUGGACACCUACCAAACCAGCUCUCCUCCCAGUUUUCCCCACUUGAUAGUGGAACUUUUAAAGUGUGAGCCAGAUGAGCCACAGGUGCAGGCCAAGAUACUGGCCUACCUGCAGCAGGAACAAGCCAGCAGAGGCAAGCACGAGAAACUCAACACCUUUGGUCUUAUGUGCAAAAUGGCAGACCAGACUUUGUUUUCCAUUGUCGAAUGGGCUCGGAGCAGCAUAUUCUUCAGAGAGUUGAAGGUUGAUGACCAAAUGAAGCUUCUUCAGAACUGCUGGAGUGAACUCUUAAUUUUAGACCACAUUUUCAGACAAGUGGUACAUGGAAAGGAGGGCUCCGUCCUUCUGGUUACUGGGCAACAGGUGGAUUAUUCCAUAAUUGCUUCCCAAGCUGGAGCUACACUGAAUAAUCUUAUGAGCCACGCACAAGAGCUUGUGGGCAAACUACGUUCCUUACAGUUUGAUCAGCGGGAAUUUGUGUGUCUGAAGUUCUUAGUACUCUUCAGUCUCGACGUAAAGAAUCUGGAGAACUUCCACCUGGUGGAAAGUGUUCAGGAGCAGGUCAAUGCAGCUCUGCUGGACUAUAUCAUGUGUAACUACCCUCAGCAAACAGACAAAUUCGGACAGCUCCUGCUGAGGCUCCCAGAAAUCCGUGCCAUCAGCAUGCAGGCUGAAGAGUACCUCUACUACAAACAUCUAAAUGGAGACGUGCCCUGCAACAACCUGCUGAUCGAGAUGCUGCAUGCCAAGCGGGCCUGAAUUACUGGAGGAUUUCUCCAGACCCUCUGGCUUAGACCACCUCCACCUACAGGCCCUGUACACAUACAGUACAUCCUCCCCAAGACCGUACUCUGAUAUAACUCCUCUCCACCCCAGCAGCUGGGACUUUGAUCAGCCAGAGCAAUUUUUUUUUUCUUCAUUUGUUUUCUUUUUCCUCUUUUUUUGGAGAUGUUACAGACUUUGAGAUUUAUUGUGGAACACUGGUUGUCAGGGUAUCAACCAGUUUGAUGAACAUGGUGGAUGAGCUGUAAAAGAGACUCCAAAAACUUAAGAGCUUAUUUGACACAAAGUGAUGUAACAAAACGUAGACUCAUACUGAAGAACAAACAAACCAAGGGAAUUGUGCACUUAUUAAGGAGGAGACCAUUGUGCAAGUUAGAAAACACCCCUCAUGCUUAUGUAAAGGCAUGUAGGACUCUGGUGGCAAAGCAUUUUUGUAAGUAUUGAAGUGACUCAACACAUUCUUGAUAUUGGUACUGUAUCUGAUAGAAGCUCCAAAGGCUGUAUGCACCACAUGAGGCUGUUUCAUUUCCCAUUUUCUUCUUUCAAUGCACAAGAGUUUUAGAACCUCAAGAGAUCCAACAGAAACUUGCAAGGACAGAUUGUAAUAUGACAGAAAAACCUACUGUGAGCCCUAUACAGACUUUUUUCCAGCCACCCAUCCUCCACCCACCCCUACACAAAAGAAAUCCCACCCAUUUCCUUAAAAGGGCAGCAUUUCUUCUUCCUGCACGUUCUAACAUAUAUUUUUACAAUCAUCCUGUCUCCUAAUGAGCAAACUAGGAACUAACCUAAUUAGUAACCUCUUUAAGUUACUGUGUGCAUUAUAGCUGUGUUUGUUUGCAAAGUCUUCACUUUAGUGGAAAGUUUAUAAAAAAUAAAUAAAGCACCGCUAAUAGGGCAUUUGUGACACUGUAGCACCUGCUUAUUUUAGAAAAUCAAGACCAUGUUUUGUUAUGUACUUUGUUAUGGGAAAAGCUUAAGUAAAAGGGAAGAUAAAUAAGUAAAAAGCCUAUAGAAACUACCCAAUACCUCCGAAAUGAGACAUUUCAUAUUCUGACUGCAAAAACUUACUAUCCAACAUGUUAUUGUGACAGGAAGGAGAAACACUGCCGCUGUCAGUACUAGACCAAAGCCUGCUGCAGAACAAAGUGUGGUGAUAAAAAAACAAACCUUAAAUAUCAGUAUUAUAAAUUUGUGAUGUCACAGUUACGUGAGUCUUGCCUUAUUUCAUUAUCAUGCUAGCUAACUGUGCAGAUGUGAAAUAUGUUAAAAAUAUAUAAAGUAUUAAUGUUGUAAAAUUCAAAAGAUGCAAAAGGUGUUUACAUUUAUUAGGUCCUGUGGGAGAGAACUGUGAUGAAGCAAAUUGCAAAGCAAUGAUUUCCUUAGAUUUCUCUUCUGGUUGUUUCCUUUGGUUCAUUUUUUUUUCAACCAGUACUUAAUAAUGUCGUGAGACACUAAAAUCAAAAUGGGAAUCUCACUUAAACCUUUAAUUUGUAGAUAGAUGCAUUGGCCUUGUGAUCACUUUUAGAGAUUGUAUAAAGUUAUUUUCAGUUUCUGCUAUAAAAGUUUUUGUAGGACUGUUUGCUUUUGUUAUAUUAAUAGUUUUAGGUAAUGUUGUAUAUUACUGUUUCACCUCUAAACAAUUAAGAUAAUUUAUUGCUUCUUGGUUUCAUCCUUGUGUAUGAUAGAACAAGGAGUAUCAAAGCCAAAUAUAUUUGUUUACUGUAGCAUGUUUAAAAACUAGUGUUGAAAUGCAGUUCAGGGACAAAACAAUGAUCUUAAAAUUAUCACAGUUAAUUUGAUUAAGUAUAUAUGGAUCUUGCAACUGUAAAGUUAAAAAGGUAUAGUAUCUAAAUCUAUUGUAAAUGAUGCAGCAGUUGCAACUGUUUUCUACACUCAAUUUAAGAUGACUUAAUUGUAGCAUUGCAGACAUGUCCUGCGUAUUGUAUAUUCUAUACCAAAGACUUGUCAAUUAUAUUUUCUCUAGUUUCAGGUUCUCACAAUGGAACACAACACUAAACACCACAAAUUCCCAUGGCAGGUAAUUCAAACCUUGUGAAGGUGCAGGACAAUGAAGUCUGGAUGUGUACUCCCAGAUGUCAAUUUAAAAAUGAAACUCUGUAGUUACCGUUUUACAUAAUAUUGUGAAACCUUUUCUUUUCGGUCUUAUCAGGUUGAUAACGUAAUCUCACAUUUCCCAGUGAAACAACCUACAUAAUGGAAGGAUAUAAUUCCCAAAUCAAAGUCCAUUGUUAUCUACUUCAAACUGUGUUUUUGUAAUGCUCUGUGGAUGUUUACAUGGAGUUUUACACUCUACAUGGAGUUUAACAAAUCUCUAUCCAUGAACAUUACAUAACUUUCUACAGCAAUUGGUGAGGGUAGGCAAAAAGUUUUGUGUGACAAAUUCAAAAGUCAAAUCAGAUUAUUAGCAUUGUACACACCUGUCAUUUUCAUUUAUUUCCAUACCCUGUUGUCAUUUAAUAAAAGAAACCCUUCUACAAAUAAAACUCAUGGUAUGUAUUAUCAUAAUUCUUAUAGUAGCAGUGCCAUCCAAUGGUGGUUUUCAACUCAUGAUAAAAUGUUCCCUUCAUUUGGAAGAACAAAUUUCCAUCUGGGCAGGAUAAGAAAAAUUUAAAAAUGCUAAAUCUUUGGCUUUAGUUGAUUAUUGUGACUUAAUUUUUUUCUAUCUUUGUGUGUGAACCGACAAUCUGUAUUGUCCCCAUGUUCUGUGUUACAAAUGUUCUGCAGCUGCCUUGGAUAUCAAACAUUCACCUCCUCUUCAGUGUGGAGAUUCUCAUUUCAAUUCAACAGCUCUGCUGCAGGAAUGACACAUUGUCAUGUCAUUUCUUGCUAAGAGUUUCUUUACACUGUUGGAAUUUUUCCUCAUAUUUCAAUAAAUAAUUAUAUGCCAA